Gadus macrocephalus (Pacific cod) is the source of this 692-nucleotide messenger RNA. RefSeq names its product interleukin-17D-like. The transcript is spliced from 3 exons. Gene Ontology annotation, cellular component: extracellular region. Bases 59 to 463 code for a protein of 134 amino acids. The record is from RefSeq and is a predicted model, not a curated record. Gene Ontology annotation, molecular function: cytokine activity. NCBI's taxonomy places the organism in Eukaryota, Metazoa, Chordata, Actinopteri, Gadiformes, Gadidae.
CGCCUCCUCCAGCCACAGGGACCUCCAGCUCCGGACCACCACCACCAGCCCCAAACUCAUGGACAACAUCCAGCUCUUCGUGCUGUGUGUGUUUGCGCUGCACCAGAGCCUAGCCAUGCCUCUGGGCAGCCAGUGCAUGGACGAGUCCUACUGCAGCCUGCCCGACUACUACGGCCAGCUCAUCAACCUGCCACACCGCAUCAACGAGAGGAGCAUCGCUUCCUGGACCUACGUGGAGAACAUUGACCUGGACCGGAUCCCCCGGAUCAUCCACGAGGCCUACUGCCACAGCAGCCACUCCUGCCAGGGCGUGGAGGGCCCGUCCAGCCUGGAGACCAUCCCCAUCUCCCUGAGGGUGCCGGUCCUGAAGAGGAACCCUGCCUGCUUCCCCAGGGCCAGCUACUCCCUGGAGUACGAGUCCAUCAACAUCGCCUGCAUCUGUGCCGUGUCCCGGAGCAGCUGAGGGCCGCAGCGGCACGAUAAACGAUGAAUCAAUGAUGGAAACACCCCCUUAACAAAGGCCCUCCCUCCUCGGGAGGCCCAGACACACCCUCCCAUACAGUAGACAACCCAGCGGCCUCCUGACCGAGCUCCAGCACAGGGCUACGGUCGCAGCGCCUUCACUUUAGACACUGUAGAACUAAACCUGCGUUUUGUGCAAAAUGAAAUAAACUUACAUUUUAACAGUGAAA